Lolium rigidum is the source of this 1778-nucleotide messenger RNA. Its product is annotated as probable ubiquitin-conjugating enzyme E2 25. Bases 710 to 1582 code for a protein of 290 amino acids. Gene Ontology annotation, molecular function: ubiquitin conjugating enzyme activity. The transcript is spliced from 5 exons. The record is from RefSeq and is a predicted model, not a curated record. Lineage: Eukaryota; Viridiplantae; Streptophyta; Magnoliopsida; Poales; Poaceae.
AAGAAAUUCACAAAUUUUUAGAUAAUAUUACAUGUAGUACUAGUUUUAUUGGAACUAUAGGAUUUCUUUAGAACGGCAUCCAACUUUCAAAAAAGUGACAUGAAAACUAGCUUACAUUCGCUAGGACUGGGAGAAGGGAUACAAAAAACAGGGAUUACUAGUCUUACUAGGUUGAACCAAUAGAUUUUAUACCUGCCAAGAUGUGUUCAUACAAAUAAUAGUUUUAAUUAUACAUUAGUGCUCAUGAAAAAGUAACAGAAUAGUCCGUGGACAAAUCAAUAAAAACUAAAAAAUGAAAAUUGUAAACUGGAAAAAAGAAGACAAGUAACAGGCUGGUUAACAGCUACUACUAGUUAAGCUCAGGUGAAUUUCCUGAAUGCAGUUUCUUUAUUCGUGGUAUUCCUUAUGAGGAACAGUGCAAAUCUGCAAUUCUAUAGUGGCAUUGUUGCAGUGAACCUUAACAGGACAAGUGGUAUAGGCUGGAUUAGAUGGGAUCUCAUGCUAUAUCUCUGUCCUAGACUAUGAGAAUCUACGUACUAUUUGGCGAUAAUGUCAUCAUCGGUCAACAGUCCAUUGGAUUUCAGGUGCUGCACCAGACUCUACUCUUAAUAUCCUUGCAAACAGAAGUCCUUUGGAUCCCAGUUCAAGUGAAGCUUGUACAGAGUUAUCACUGCGUAAGCAUGAGCCUGAAUUUUCAAGCAAUAUAUCAAUGAUAAAGGAAGUACAUGGAUUUGAAAUUGUGGACUACAAUUCAGUUAACCAAUUUGAUGUUGUUCAAGAUUACUCGGACCACCACUAUGCAAAGACUUCACCAGGGAAUACCACCAAAGAUUGGGCGAAAACAAUCCAAAAUGAAUGGAAGCUUCUACAGCGGGAUCUACCUGAGUCUAUAUAUGUUAGAGUUUAUGAGGAUAGGAUUGAUCUGAUUAGGGCUGCUAUUGUUGGGUCUGCUGGAACUCCAUAUCAUGAUGGUCUGUUCUUCUUUGAUGUUCACUUUCCUCCUGAAUACCCACGAAGUCCACCGAAAGUCCAUUACCAUUCGGGUGGGCUGCGGCUAAAUCCAAACCUGUAUGCGAGUGGAAAAGUAUGCCUUAGUCUGCUGAACACUUGGCCAGGUUCUAGAUCUGAGAAGUGGGGCAAGUCAAAAUCCACCAUGCUGCAGGUGUUGGUCUCCAUCCAGGGCCUAGUGUUGAAUGCUAAACCAUACUUUAAUGAGCCAGCCAUCCUUAUCCGUAGAGAAAAGCAUUCCUUGGCAUAUAAUCAGACCGCGUUUGUACUAUCCUGCAAGACAAUGUUGUAUUCACUUCAGAAGCCCCCAAAGCAUUUUGAGACCAUUGUCGUCCGCCAUUUCCAUGAGCGGGAGCAGGCCAUCCUGGAGGCAUGCGGUGCAUAUGCAUCUGGCAUGAUCGUUGGAUCAUCAGUCAAGGAUGGCCGCACAUACGCCCGCAACAAGUGCUUUGGGCGUUUUAAGGAGUCCUUGGAGGCACAGACUGAACUUCUUGCGAAGGAGCUAGGCGCGAACAGGAUUCGUGCGCUAGAAGUGAAGAGAGAUUCUACAGAUGAGAUCGUGCCUGCCAACUAAGAUUCUGUCAGAAGAUAUUUGACGAUUGCAAAGUUCACCUAACUAAAUUAGAAGCGAAAAUGGGUUUGUACAUCACACACGUUAGUAAUAAUCUUCAGAGAUGGUGCUAUAACAAUUUACUGUCGUUUAGCGCUUGCUAUUUGUUAGGGGAUUUGCUAGUUCUCAACUAGUUCGUGGAUUAAGUUUGUGCUCAGUU